Nematolebias whitei (Rio pearlfish) is the source of this 1723-nucleotide messenger RNA. RefSeq lists its product as uncharacterized. NCBI's taxonomy places the organism in Eukaryota, Metazoa, Chordata, Actinopteri, Cyprinodontiformes, Rivulidae. The record is from RefSeq and is a predicted model, not a curated record. The transcript has 3 exons. Bases 102 to 1613 code for a protein of 503 amino acids.
GUGCACAUGCGUCCUGAAUCACUUCCGCUUUGACCGGAUGUCGGCAUUCCAGUUUCCGGUUUAAUUCCUGUAUCCUGUCAUCCCAGAGAUAAACAACUAAAAUGAGUGUUGCUGCGUCAAAUAAACAAAAAUAUAACGUGCGUGGCAGCUUUAGAUUUCAGCCGACGGUGUUUGGGUCUAAGGAGCACUGUUGUGUGCCGCUUUGCUCGUCUUCAGGUCGCUAUAAUAGCCGUUUGAGCUUUCACCGUUUCCCUAAGGAGACAAGCCUUCGUUUGUGCUGGCUGCAAAAAAUCAGAAGAGAGGGAUUUACGGUAACUCCUCACACCAAGGUAUGUAGCCGACAUUUCCUGGAGAAUGAAGUAAUUACUACAGAAAAGGGAAGACGAAUUUUAGCAGCUGGGUCCGUUCCAUCAUUAUUUGAGUGGAACAAAUACAGCAGGAAGACACGAGCAGGUGUUUGGGAGCGCCGUUGUCGACCAUCUAAUCCAGAACCUGAUUCGGCGGAUCCAAUUGAGGACAAUGAACCACCCGUCAUGGUACCUAUGGUCGUGGACCAUGACUACGGCGCCAGCAGAACCGUGUGUGUUGACCGGGAGCAAUAUCACAGCAUGCUGAGAGAAAUUGAGCAACUGAAAGAGCAGCUCCGAUCCUGUAGUCUUCAAAAGCCGUUUGGACUGGAACGUUUUUCUACGUCACCAGAAGACAUCAGAUUUUACACCAGGUUCCCCUCAUAUGAGCAUCUGAAGGCGUUUUGGAACUUGAUCGAGGCAGCAACAGCCAAAAUGGUCAGGGUCACCAGAGCAAAGAAAACCGACGUCAUGAGUACAACAACUGAAACCCCUUUUACCAGACCAACUAAACUGCUGCCAAUAGAUGAGCUUUUUCUUUUCCUCUCCUACCUGUCUACUGGAUGUACCCAGAGGGAACUGGGCCAUCGAUUUAACAUCCACAGAGCAACAGUCAGCCGCAUUAUUGUGACAUGGGCCAACUUCCUGUACUGCUUAUUGGGCUCAAUUUGUGUGUGGAUGUCUCCUGCAGCUGUGAGUUCCAGUCUUCCACAGGAUUUUGAUGGCCGCUACAGUGACACACAAGUUAUCCUGGACUGUACAGAACUACGGUGUCAAACACCUUCAUCCCUGCUCCUCCAGAGUGAAGUCUUCUCCACCUACAAAUCCCACUGUACCUUUAAGGCCAUGGUGGGCAUGUCUCCUCACGGAGCCCUGACAUUUGUGUCAGCACUGUUUGAGGGUUCCAUGAGUGACAAGGAAGUGUUCCGUCAAUCAGGGAUUACAUCACUCUUGACACUGGACAUGGCCAUCAUGGUGGACAAGGGAUUCUUGGUGGAUGAUCUCGUACCUGGGACUGUUCAUCGUCCUGCCUUCCUCUCCAAGAGGGCCCAAAUGUCAGAGGUCGACGUUUUGAAGACCCAGUCCAUUGCCCGUUUGAGGGUGCAUGUUGAGAGGUUAAUAAGAAGAGUUAAAGAAAAUAAACUCUUUGAUUCCACUAUCCCUCUCUCCAUUGCAGGAAGCAUAAACCAAAUUUUUACAGUUGCCUGUCUCCUGUCAAAUUACCAAAAUGGACCUUUGGUCAGGAAAUGGAGAUAUGAAGUUUGACAGAAAAGCUGAUGGCACAGUCUUGAAGAAACAGAAAAUGCUGUCAUUUACUUACAUUGACAUUGUCUUACAUUUGUAAAUAGAUAUUCAUGAUGGAAAUAUUUUGAAAC